GUGUUGACAGUCUGUUAACCUGCCUGUACUGGGCUGGGCGCUGAGUGUCGAGCGAUAGACGAAGACGACUGGCACUGCAGUAUUCUCGCGACUGACGAGUGGCGAGGCUGUGUUUGUGUUACAGAAAUUCUGAGGGGUGAAAAGUAGGCCUACUUCCCAAUGCAAUAUGGCUUUGGCACCAGUUAUCUACAACAGGGAGAAAUGGAUUUCAGAAAAUGAAAAAUACUUUCUACCACCAGUAUGCAAUAAAAUGAUGCAUCAAGAUGGGCAAAUGAAAGUGUUCUUUGUUGGUGGUCCUAAUCAACGGAAGGAUUAUCACAUUGAAGAAGGAGAAGAGCUCUUCUACAUGGUGAAGGGCGACAUGUGUCUGAAGGUUAUUGAACAUGGAAAACACAGAGAUGUUCCUAUCAAGGAGGGAGAGAUAUUUUUACUUCCUGGGAGAGUUGCUCAUUCACCCCAGCGACAGGAGAACACUAUUGGUCUUGUCAUUGAGCGAGAAAGAGCAGAAUCAGAAAAAGAUGGCCUCAGGUACUUUCAAGAGAAGGAUGGAGUUCCUACUACAGAUUCUCUGUAUGAAGAGUGGUUCCAUUGUACUGAUUUGGGCACACAGUUGGCUCCAGUCAUAAAAAGGUACUUUGCUUCAGAGCAGUUCAAGACUGGGAAACCAAUUCCAGGUACUAUCCCAGAAAAUCCUCCUGUGGUACUAGAUGAUAAAAUUUCCCUUCAAAAUCCUUUCAAUUUUCAUUCUUGGAUUGAAAGGAACAGAUCGGAAAUCAAUCAAAAAGGCUUCAUUCAGCUGUUUGGAGAUACUUAUCAGUUUCAGGUGAGGGUGUACGGCCAAGGUGAAAAUACAGACCAGUGUGAGCAUGCUGAGACCUGGAUUUGGCAGAUUGAAGGAGAGUCAUCCGUCACUGUGGGAGAUGCUCUGUACACACUGAAAGAGAAUGAUACGAUGCUUAUAAGAGCUGGGCAAACGUACACUUCAAAGCGUUCAGAAAACAGCAUUGCCCUCAUUUGCUUCCAGGACCCAGCAAAGAAGAAAGCACAGUAAAGUUUUGAAAAAGUGUUUAGAGUUAACGUUGAUUUGUGCUUGUUGGAAGAAAUUAGAAAUCCAUAAUUCACAGAUCCUGGUGGAGAGAUGUUGUUUCGUCUGUUGUACCUGCUCUCAUGGCUUUUCUUUUGUCUUGCUUUUUCCUCUUCGUCCUCUUGCCUUUCUUUUCCUUGGCUAUCAUAUCAGUCUUCCUGCAAGUCUCUUCUUGCCGCCACCUCCCCUUUAUAUGUUUAUUCCGACUGCUAAAAUGCUGCAGAAGUUUCCGAAAACAGAUGAGUCUUAUUGAUUCAAAGUUGGUAGCUUUUUAUUGACAUUUAUAAUAUUGAAUAUUGAGAAUGAAAAAGAUCAUCUUAUUUAAUGCCAUGUGCGUUUAAAAAAAGUCAAAUUCACAAUUUUCAAAAUGGAAUGUAUAGUGUAAAAUGUUAGUAUUUUGCCUGAACCUUUUUUGUUAUUGAACCAAAUGAAAUGAAACUUUGCAGGUAGACACUACGACAUGUUAUAGAACUUUGUUGUAUGGAGGAUCUUUUUGAUUGAAUAAUCACCUUGAUUUUUUAAAUUGUAAAAUUCAAUAUUUAAAUAUCUAUAUUUGCCCCUAAAAUUUUUAUUUUUUUCUACAUGGUGCAUGCUCAUAAGCUUUCUUGACUACUCUUUUGUUUUUCUCUGACACUUUGCUAGUAUUUCGAAACUGAUUGUGAUUCUCAAGAAUUGUUUUAUGAUUUGUAAUUUGAUCAGUUUUAUUGAUGCUUUAACCCUGAUGAUGAAAGAUAUAUAUAUAUGUAUAAGAGUCUUUCACAAUCAAUAAUCCAGGUGUAUAAAAACUGUUUCGAGCUUGCACGCUCACUUUUGUCUUUGCUGAAACUGUAACUUGGAGUUUUUGGUUCAUUUUGCAAAUCGGCAGCUGUUUCCUUGAACUUCAUGAGAAUGAUCUGUGACGAUUGUUAUUGUUUUUAUAUGAGGGCAUUGAUUUCAAUACUUUUUCACUGCCUUUGAUACUGGUACGUUUUUUUGUCUUAAGAUAAACUAUUGCUGAAACAUAUGA
This is a messenger RNA of Aplysia californica (California sea hare), 2090 nucleotides long. RefSeq names its product 3-hydroxyanthranilate 3,4-dioxygenase. NCBI's taxonomy places the organism in Eukaryota, Metazoa, Mollusca, Gastropoda, Aplysiida, Aplysiidae. Gene Ontology annotation, biological process: quinolinate metabolic process; 'de novo' NAD+ biosynthetic process from L-tryptophan. The record is from RefSeq and is a predicted model, not a curated record. The transcript is spliced from 11 exons. Gene Ontology annotation, molecular function: iron ion binding; 3-hydroxyanthranilate 3,4-dioxygenase activity. Gene Ontology annotation, cellular component: cytoplasm. Bases 167 to 1051 code for a protein of 294 amino acids.